Mustela erminea (ermine) is the source of this 2252-nucleotide messenger RNA. It is a transcript of the gene ZNRF1, whose product is annotated as zinc and ring finger 1. The coding region runs from base 604 to 1287 and encodes 227 amino acids. The record is from RefSeq and is a predicted model, not a curated record. The transcript has 5 exons. NCBI's taxonomy places the organism in Eukaryota, Metazoa, Chordata, Mammalia, Carnivora, Mustelidae.
GGGCGGAGCGGCUGGCGGGGCCGGCGGCGGCUGGAGCGAGAGCGCGACGCGACGCGACCGCGGCUUCCCGAGCUCCGCCUGGCCGCUCAGCGCCGCAGCCCGCCCGAGGCCUGGAGGGGUCCGGGCCGGCGUCCAUGGUCGCGGCGUCCUGAGGCGGGGGACGCGCCCGGUGCCCCCAGCCCUCCUCCGCCUCCUCCUGUCCGGCGGGCGGCCUCCUCCGCCGCCUCCCUGCGCCCGCCCGCCGCCUCCCUCCCUCCUUCCCUGCGGCUCCCCCGGCUUUCGGGAGCCCGGGGGCGGCCUGUGGCGCGCCGAGCCCGCGCCGGACUGCGCUUCUUUGGACCUUGAGGGGAAACAUGCGUUUGGCUUGGAUCGUUUUAAAUUCUUAGUUUGGGAUCCCCGCCCGCCUGCCUCUUCCGCCCCGCGGGUUUUCUUUCCUUUUUUUUUUUUUAUUUUUUUUUUUUUUUUUUUUUUUUCCCUUUUUUUCCUCCCGGUCUCCUUUUUGACUCCCUCCCCCUUUAUGCUCGCCCAACCCUCCCCCCGCUGCUGAGAAGUGGGGGAGGGUCUCGGCCUCCAGGUUCCCGCCCCACCGGGGCCCGGGCGAGCAUGGGGGGCAAGCAGAGCACGGCGGCCCGUUCUCGGGGCCCCUUUCCGGGGGUCUCCACCGAUGACAGCGCCGUGCCCCCGCCGGGAGGGGCGCCCCACUUUGGGCACUACCGGGCGGGCGGCGGGGCCAUGGGGCUGCGCAGCCGCUCAGUCAGCUCGGUGGCGGGCAUGGGCAUGGACCCCAGCACGGCCGGGGGGGUGCCCUUUGGCCUCUACACCCCCGCCUCCCGGGGGACCGGCGACUCGGAGAGGGCGCCGGGCGGCGGAGGGUCUGCGUCCGACUCCACCUAUGCCCAUGGCAAUGGUUACCAGGAGACCGGCGGCGGUCACCAUAGAGACGGGAUGCUGUACCUGGGCUCCCGAGCCUCGCUGGCGGAUGCUCUACCUCUGCACAUCGCACCCAGGUGGUUCAGCUCGCACAGUGGUUUCAAGUGCCCCAUUUGUUCCAAGUCUGUGGCUUCUGAUGAGAUGGAAAUGCACUUUAUAAUGUGUCUGAGCAAACCUCGCCUCUCCUACAACGAUGACGUGCUGACGAAAGACGCGGGUGAGUGUGUGAUCUGCCUGGAGGAGCUGCUUCAGGGGGACACGAUAGCCAGGCUGCCCUGCCUGUGCAUUUAUCACAAAAGUUGCAUAGAUUCAUGGUUUGAAGUGAACAGAUCUUGUCCAGAACAUCCCGCGGACUGACCCUGCUGGGCUCGCUUGCUGACUCCUCUCAAAGGUUUAUUUUAUUUAUUCCAAGUAAGCUCCCAGAUCAGCUGAUGAUGUCAGACAAAUCAGGGACAUUUGCUCUUUAUACCUUCCCCUCAAAAACUGAGGACACGGGGAGAAGAAAAAGCAAGGGUGAGAGUGAGGCAGAGGGACUGGGCCGGCGCCGGAGCGGGAGUCCAAACCCCGGCGGGACGUUUGGCUUCGGGCCCCAGAGUGGAACCACAGACGCCCGGCCAGCCUCAGCAGGAUGCAUGCGGCCGGCCUCGGCUGCCAGAGCGCGACUUACGUGUUCCGGUCCACACAGGGACAGCCAGCCCCCGUUCCUGAGAGGAGGCAUCGGACACGGGCAGAGCUGAGCUGGGGACACCAGUGGGAACAGGGCACCCCUUCUGCACUGACUUCCAGAAAAUGGUUCUCCCUUUCUCCCUGAGGACAUCAAAUUGGAUGAGAGCGAGUUUGAGAGAAGAAUCAACUGCUAUCUUUCCCCUCAGCCCUCCUCCCAGGAGGGAAAGGGCAUUUUCUUUUACACCUUUGAAAGGCAUUGUGGGUCUGUCUAAAGUGUUUACAAAAAAAAAAAAAAAAAUUAUAAAAAAAAAGUCUAGUGUCGACUGGUGUUUUCCCUCGUGAUGUUUACAGAUUGCUGUCUGCUGCCCAGCUAGAGCCCACUCAGUGACAGAGACGAACGGGGCCGCGCACACGGUCUCCUCCUGUGCCCAGCACCUUCCCAUCUCCACGCCCACCCUGGCCCUGUCUAUCACCACCACUCUGCCUUGGGUGUUUUGUCUUUCUUUCUUUUUCUUUUUCUUUUUUUUUUUUUUUUUUUUGGUGGGGUUUUUUUUUUUUUUUUUGUAUUUUUCCCCCUCCAUUUUCUGGCUUGGUUUUGCACAUAUCUCACCUUGGGACCCUGAUAUUUAACUUCAUUGCCAAAAAAAAAAAAAAAA